CGCAAUGCAGACGUUCCCUUCUCGUGCGAUUUUCGUGGCUGACGACCGUUUGCCACGCUUCCGAAUACAUAAUUGUUUAUAGCGAUCGAGUUCAUUAAAUUGAGAUUACAUUUUUUUUACUCGCAGCGAAAUGACUAAUGGUAAUUUUAUACGCAGUUAGGCCAGCAGUUAAAUUGUUACGUUGUUGCAUUUAUAUUUCUCGCUGGGUUUCGAUAGUUUUCAUCUAAUGAUAAAUAGGUUUUCUUGCGGUUGACAUGUUGCCAAAUAACACGCUAAUCAACGGGAAUCCUGCGUCUCGCGUUCUUCCCAAACAGACUUGUGUGCCCUUCGCAUUAUGAGUCAAAGUGUAAAGCGACUCGCUUCCCUCGACCAAUGUUGCAAGAGCACGCUUCUGUCAAGAGCCGGUUGCUCAUCGAUAAACUGUGGAGAUCGUUAGAGAGAUCGUUCAAAGAUGGACCAGAUCAUUGACAUAGAUGACGUUGAGACUGGGAUGCGCUCUUCCAAGAGUUCGACGAUACCCUUCGGCUGCAUCAGCUCAAACUCGAUAUGCUACGUCGCGAUCACGAUCGCGACUCUGGCCUUCCUCGGCACAAUCGUCUUCAUCUGCAGGGACUACAUCAAGUUGCUCCUUUACUGGAUCGAGCAUCAGAACGCCUGGAUCAUCGCCGUCAUCUUCAUAGGCCUGUUCACGGUGGUGUCGUUCCCGAUCGUAAUCGGUUAUCUGUUCCUCAUCGUCGCCAGCGGCUACCUGUUCGGCGUGGUGCGCGGCAUGGCGAUCGUCAUACUCUCCGCCAAUCUCGGCAUAGCGAUCGCCCACGUUACCCUGGGUCUUCUGUCCACCAGGCUGCCCAUAGGCGCCCUCCUGCAAAGCGACACGGCGAGAGCGAUACUCCGCGUCAUAUCCGGCCCCCAGGCUUUCAAGAUCGUGCUGUUCGCGCGGCUCACUCCGAUCCCGUUUGGCCUUCAGAACACUAUUUUUGCAGUCAGUAACAUAGGUGGUUUUCAUUACCACGUAGCCAGCGCGAUAGGUUUGCUGCCCGCCCAAUUGGUCAACGUUUACCUAGGCAGCAGUCUGAGAUCGAUGCAGGACGUGCUGGAGGAUAGAUCCACAGCGGCUACCGGCUACGUAGUGUUUUGCUUCCAGAUAUUAGUGGGAGUCUCGCUGAUGGUUUAUAUUGUACAGAAAGCGCGCAAGGAGCUUCAGUUGACGUUAUUCGAGGCCGACCUCGCAUCCAUGACGAAUUCCCCUCACUACAUUCUCGAUGGUCUACCAGACUCCAAAAUAAUUUUAACCAAUCUUAUUGCGUAAAUCUUCUUCUCUUUUUUUUACUGAGUAUUACGAGCAUUUUGACAGUUCGCAACUUUGCGAGCAACAGCCGACUUCUUUUGUCCAUGCUUAUUAUAUUUAUAUAUUAUUUUCUCUGUGUAUCUUCCAGAAAUGUAUUUCACUAAGACUUAUCGAUGGUGCUUUUGGAAAUUUAGGCUUUCGAAUACGACGUUAUACACGAACCCGUUGUCACAGAGUUAACGUGUAUCUAAGUCUUACCAAAGCUAACGUGAUUUUAGUACCAAACUAAGCUCAUAGAGCAUGUGAUGCAUGCAUGUAUAUUUUGGUAAAGAGAAAUGGAUAGAACAUGGAGAUGGCACGGAACUGCAAAUCCAAUGUAUAAAGCUUCCUUGCAAUAAGAGCACACUAUAAUUUAUACAUUGCUCAUGUAUAUGUAUAUAUAUAUAUUGUAUACACAUCUAAGAUUAAUGAUAGAGACUGAAACUUUACAUUUAUACCUUUUGCAACGUUAUCGAUCAAUUAUUGGACUCUCAGUUUUUUUUGUAGUCCGAAAUCUAUUGUUAGUGUGUGCUUGUCCAUUGUUUUUCUUGUGCAAUAUAUAUAUACAUAUAUAUUGUACAUUAUUAUAUUAUGUUGUAAAGAGAUUAUACACAAUUAUAUCUGUACGAUAUAAUCCUGCAAGGAGAAUGCACCCCAGUGAUAGGAAGAAAAGAAACAAAUGUAAUAAAUUUAUCAUUCUUGAACCGAA
Vollenhovia emeryi is the source of this 2036-nucleotide messenger RNA. RefSeq names its product transmembrane protein 64. Bases 452 to 1309 code for a protein of 285 amino acids. The record is from RefSeq and is a predicted model, not a curated record. Lineage: Eukaryota; Metazoa; Arthropoda; Insecta; Hymenoptera; Formicidae. The transcript is spliced from 4 exons.